AUGGCGCGUGUCCUUGUGGGGCUGCUGUACUUCUGCUCCCUGUUGAUCUGCGACGCCUGGGCCACUUACACCCUGAUGGACACAGUGGAGACGCACAACAUAGCCACGCAAAGCUACGCACAGAGCCGCAACAACGGACGCCCCCCACACCGGACCCUCAACCCGGCCAUGCACAGGAGGGAUUUCACGUAUAGAGGGGGGUAUCUGUCCCACUACCAACCUCCUCCUUCUCCGCUACACCCACCUCCACAUCCUGGGAUCUCUGCGCCCUACCAACACCAGCCGCACCACAGGCCUGUCGCAGUGCCACCCGUUCACCACCAGUGGCCCCACUCCUUCCCAUUAUUCAAAGGCCCUCCUGUCCCUGUCCCCCACCUCCACUAUCCCCACCACCACCAGCACCAGCAGCAGCCUCAGCAGGGGUUCACAGGGCCUCAGCUGGGGUUCACAGGGCCUCAGCAGGGGUUCACAGGGCCUCAGCUGGGGUUCAAAGGGCCUCAGCAGGGGUUCACAGGGCCUCAGCUGGGGUUCACAGGGCCUCAGCAGGGGUUCACAGGGCCUCAGCUGGGGUUCAAAGGGCCUCAGCAGGGGUUCACAGGGCCUCAGCAGGGGUUCACAGGGCCUCAGCUGGGGUUCAAAGGGCCUCAGCUGGGGUUCAAAGGGCCUCAGCAGGGGUUCAAAGGACCUCAGCAGGGGUUCAAAGGGCCUCAGCAGGGGUUCAAAGGACCAUACUAUCACAAAGCCAAAGGUCCAUGUCCCAUCGCCCUCACGCCAACUGUGGUCCAGCCACUUUCCACUGCACCCCCCACCCCAACCACCAGGCCCACAAUACCCUUCACCACUUCUCUGACCACUACGACUCUCCCGCCAACAACCACUACUUCCACCACAACAACUCCCAUGCCGACCACUACCACCCCCAUGCCCACCACUACCACCCCCAUGCCGACCACUACCACCCCCAUGCCCACCACUACCACCCCCAUGCCGACCACUACCACCCCCAUGCCCACCACUACCACCCCCAUGCCCACCACUACCACCCCCAUGCCGACCACUACCACCCCCAUGCCCACCACUACCACCCCCAUGCCGACCACUACCACCCCCAUGCCCACCACUACCACCCCCAUGCCCACCACUACCACCCCCAUGCCGACCACUACCACCCCCAUGCCCACCACUACCACCCCCAUGCCCACCACCCCAGCAGAGACCACCAGCAUCACCAGCACGGCCCUCGUGACCUCCGCGCCCGUGACUCUACCGGUCAGUACCCAAAGCGGGCUCAGCACCACCAGCAGCCCAGUGGAGACAGAGACAGAUUCGGAGUGCAGGAGCCGCCCUCUGGACCUGGUCUUCAUUAUCGACAGCUCGCGCAGCGUCCGCCCUGGGGAGUUCGAGAAGGUGAAGAUCUUCCUGGCUGACAUGGUGGACACUCUGGAGGUGGGUGCAGACGGCACUCGUGUAGCUGUGGUCAACUACGCCAGCACUGUCAAGAUAGAGUUUCUGCUCAAGGACCACUUUGACAAGCUCAGUCUGAAGAAGGCCAUCUCCCGCAUUGAGCCGUUAGCUGCAGGGACCAUGACAGGCCUGGCCAUCAAGUCUGCCAUGACCGAAGCCUUCACAGAGGACUCUGGAGCCAGACCCAAAAUCAGGAAGAUCGCCAAGGUUGCCAUCAUCGUGACGGAUGGAAGGCCCCAAGACAACGUGGAAGAGGUGUCUGCGGCAGCUCGCGGCUCAGGGAUCGAGAUCUAUGCUGUUGGGGUGGAUCGUGCAGACAUGAACUCACUCAAGCAGAUGGCCAGUGUGCCGCUGGAGGAGCACGUCUUCUACGUGGAGACCUACGGAGUCAUCGAGAAGCUGACCUCCAAGUUCAGAGAGACACUGUGUGAGAUGAAGGUGGAGGUGAAAGAAGACCCCUGCAAGUGUGAAGCCCGACUGGCCUUCCAGAAGCAGACCCAGGCCGCACUGCAGCAGCUCACCUCCAAGAAUAUCCUUUCACCUCUCACCUGA
Messenger RNA from Knipowitschia caucasica, 2016 nucleotides. NCBI's taxonomy places the organism in Eukaryota, Metazoa, Chordata, Actinopteri, Gobiiformes, Gobiidae. The record is from the annotation of a GenBank genome assembly.